AUGUCCAGGAAACUCCGAAACCAAACUCAGAAUGAUGGCAAGAGCAGAAAAAGGACUCUAAAGCCAGUUGUGGAGAAGAAGAGGAGAGAUCGAAUAAAUCAAAGUCUGGCUGAACUGAGACAUCUGCUGAUGGAUGCCACAUCUGAUCCACGGCUGCAAAAUCCUAAAAUUGAGAAAGCAGAGAUUCUGGACUUGGCUGUUGAAUUUCUCCAAAAGUGGGCUGAUAAUGCCUCCAGUCAAAUGGAGACUCAUGCUCCUUUGGCAGACCUGGGCCACUCAGAGUCCACUGCUCUUCCUCUCUUUAGCACCGAGAGUGCAGGUUUUCAGCAGUGUGUGGCCCAGCUGACCAGCUACAUGCACAGGAUAACACCGGCGCAGAGAGCGAGCCUGAUUGAGGGGCUUAAACAUCAAGCAAAGCGUCUGGAGCUGAAAUCAGGCUUCAACACGAAGAUGAUGCCUGACGCAGCAUGUGUGGAGACCAUUUGCUCAUCUGACUCAAAAGAAGAGUCUCCCAUGCUGCUUUUCCCAUCUUAUUCCCCAUUUCAGCCUCUCUCUUGCUCCACACCAUGCCACGACUACCUGAGCCCUCCUCCUUCUCCCUGGUUCUCGCCUUCUUUCUCCAUGUACUCCACCUCUUCUCCUUUCGCGUCAUAUGCCUGUAACUUCUCCUUCCCCCCCAACCUGUCACCUCCAUCUUCCAACACCUCCUCCUUUAGUUUCUCACCCACAGUUCCUCACUCCAGCCUCUCCCCGUUCACCGCAACGAGACCCCACUCAAACCCUGUACACCGGGAAGUGUCAGCACCAAACUCUUCCUCACCCAUAUGGAGGCCUUGGUUUUGA
Archocentrus centrarchus (flier cichlid) is the source of this 843-nucleotide messenger RNA. RefSeq names its product hairy-related 11 (gene her11). The record is from RefSeq and is a predicted model, not a curated record. Gene Ontology annotation, molecular function: protein dimerization activity. The transcript is spliced from 4 exons. Lineage: Eukaryota; Metazoa; Chordata; Actinopteri; Cichliformes; Cichlidae. The coding region runs from base 1 to 843 and encodes 280 amino acids.